Messenger RNA from Oncorhynchus nerka (sockeye salmon), 8130 nucleotides. RefSeq names its product atrial natriuretic peptide receptor 1-like. Gene Ontology annotation, cellular component: plasma membrane. Gene Ontology annotation, molecular function: adenylate cyclase activity; protein kinase activity; peptide hormone binding. Bases 732 to 3959 code for a protein of 1075 amino acids. The record is from RefSeq and is a predicted model, not a curated record. The transcript is spliced from 22 exons. Gene Ontology annotation, biological process: protein phosphorylation; intracellular signal transduction; receptor guanylyl cyclase signaling pathway. Lineage: Eukaryota; Metazoa; Chordata; Actinopteri; Salmoniformes; Salmonidae.
AAAAGCAAAUAUAGCCUAUCACACUGCAGCGCACACAGACUGGUUACCCUUGUGCCCGGAGCUCCCCAGCGCUUAUUCAGAGAGGAAACCACCGCACGCAACGCUAAGAAUGACACUUCGGUUUAUCGGUCGCCUUCGAGAACUUUGGAUGUUUAGUUGCUAUUUUAACUUUGAGCAUUAAUGGAAUCAACAAUAGACGAGUAAAAUCGCUGCCUUCACAGCACCAGCAAAACAUGUGUUGGAAUUUAGGCUAAGAAGCAGCGGCUACAGAUUGAAAUAAUUAGCCGUUUUUUUCAUUCUUCAAAACAACAAAAGUGAUAUACAUUAUGCAAUAAUUCAGUCGCCUACUGCAGAUUUUCACCUAACUUUUGUGUUAUUUAUGAUCCCAAAUACCAGCCAGAGCUUAGAGAAUUUUCCUAUAGGCCUAGUGUUGCCAAUUUAGCAGCUUAGCCUAUAGCCUAGUUCAUAGACACUCCUGGCAUACCUAGAGAGCUCUUUUUUUAAUAAACGGGUUUCUGCGUUAAAGUAGGCAAUUAAAGAAAACAACCGUUCAAAUCUCCUGUUCAAACUAAACUGAAGGAAAGAGUCAGGAGAUCAGGGAUUUGCACUCUAGUAGGAGUGGUGCGCAACGUCUUUACAGCCUCGCAUCUUCCAUUGACAGGACAGCCGGGAGACAAUCAACUGAUAACAUGGCGAGAAAUAACCAUCGACAUUAAGACCCUCUGUGGUUGAUGGUGAUGCCCGAGUCCAACCCAGCAAUGCAGAGGACGAGAACCUGGUGGUGGCAGGGACGACUGGGGGUUCCUCUGCUGUUUCUGGUUUUCCCACUACUCAGGACCGAACCGCUCCAGCUCCAGCUGCCUUUCAAUGGACUUUCGGAACCCCAGAAUGUGACACUGGCUGCUAUUCUGCCUUUGAGCAACACUGAAUACCCGUGGGCCUGGCCUCGCGUGGGGCCCGCUCUGAUGAGGGCUCUGGAGCGAGUCAAUGACGACCCCACCCUGCUACCGGGCCACCGCCUUCGAAUAGUCUACGACAGCAGCGAAAACAAGGACGGCGUCUGCUCCGACUCAGUGGCGCCAUUGGUGGCCGUGGACUUUAAGUUCUCCUACGACCCAUGGGCCUUCAUCGGCCCUGGCUGCGACUAUGCUUCAUCUCCCGUGGGCCGCUUCACUACCCACUGGGACGUUCCCAUGGUGACGGCCGGGGCAGCGGCCAUCGGCUUCCACUUGUACACAUCCAUCACCAACACGGGCCCCACGCACAAGAAGCUGGGCGAGUUUGGGGUGCGCCUGCAUCGGCAUUUUGGCUGGCACAGACACGCCAUGCUCAUGUUCAGCGACAACAAGAACGACGACCGGCCGUACUACUUUACGGCCGAGGGGUUGUACACGCAGCUGCAGCUGGACAACAUCACCACAGCAGACAAGGUCUUCAAUGAGCAGAAUGGACCGGUCCAGUAUGAUAACCUCAUCAGUGUCAUCAGCCAGAGUGCCCGAGUGGUGUACAUGUGCUGCUCAUGGGACACUUUCCGGAUGCUGAUGGUACAGUUUUGGAGGGAGGGCUUGCCCCCGGAGGACUAUGCUUUCUUCUUCAUCGACCUGUUCGGCCACAGCCUGAGGAAGCGGCCCGCUAGGCCCUGGUACAGAGGAGACGCAGACGACCAUGCCGCUAAGAAGGCCUUCAGGAGUGUGAAGAUCCUGACCUACAAAGAGCCACAGAACCCAGAGUACCUGGAGUUUGUGUCCAACCUGAAGACGGACGCAUUGAACAUGUUCAACUUCACUGUAGAAGACUCGCUGACGAACCUGAUAGCAGGAGGCUUCUAUGACGGGGUAAUGCUUUACUCUCAGGCCCUGAACGAGACCAUGGCCGAGGGAGGGGGCCGGCCGCGAGGGGACAUCGUCACCAAGAGGAUGUGGAACCGCACGUACCAUGGUGUUACUGGCUUGGUUCAAAUUGAUGGAGAAGGCGAUCGGGAGAUUGACUUUGCCUUGUGGGACAUGACCGAUCUUGACUCUGGGGUCUUUCAGAUCGUAUCCGUCUACAACAGCACCCUGAAGGAGUUGGUUCCAGUGCCGGGCAUGAAGGUCCAGUGGCCGGGGGGCGCCCCGCCCCAAGACAUCCCCGACUGUGGCUUCAAGAAUGACAAGCCCGCUUGCUUAGCACGGACUGUCACUAUGCACCAGAUGGUGGCCAUCGUUGUGUGCUUCAUCUUCAUCAUCAUCGCCACCGUCACCGUCUUCAUCUACAGGAAACUGAAGUUGGAGAAUGAGUUGGCUGCUCAGCUCUGGCGGGUGCAGUGGGAGGACGUGCAGAUGAGCGACCUGGAGAAAGUGAUGCGCAGGACCUGCAGCAGACUCACCCUGUCUCUGAGAGGCUCCAACUAUGGUUCCCUCCUGACCAUGGAUGGAAACUUCCAGAUCUACGCCAAGACUGGCUACUACAAGGGAAACAUUGCGGCCAUUAAGUACGUCACUAACAAGAAGCGCAUCGAGCUCACCAGGAUGGUGCUCUUUGAGCUUAAACAUAUCCGUGAUGUUCAAAACGAGCACCUGACUCGCUUUAUCGGAGCCUGUAUUGAUCCUCCCAACAUCUGUAUCAUCACAGAGUACUGCCCCCGGGGCAGCCUGCAGGAUCUUAUGGAGAGCGAGACCAUCACCUUGGACUGGAUGUUCAGAUACUCUCUCAUCAACGACAUUGUUAAGGGGAUGGCCUUCCUUCACAACAGCGUCAUCGUCUCCCAUGGUAACCUGAAGUCCUCUAACUGUGUGGUGGACAGUCGCUUUGUUCUGAAGAUUACUGACUACGGGCUGGCCAGCUUCCGCGAAAAGUCCAAUAUGGAGGACACACACGCCUACUAUGCCCGGAAAUUGUGGGCAGCUCCAGAGCUGCUGAGGGCAGAGUGUCCCCCACCAUGUGGCACUCAGAAAGGGGACAUCUACAGCUUCGGCAUCAUACUGCAGGAGCUGGCCCUGCUCCGAGGGGUCUUCCACAUCGAGGGGGACACCUUCAGCCCCAAAGAGAUCGUAGAGCGAGUGGCCCUGGGCCAGUGGCCCUACCUGCGACCCUCCCUCUGCCCCCAGAGCCACAGUGAAGAGGUGGGCCAGCUCAUGCAGCGCUGCUGGAGCGAGGACGUGAACGAGAGGCCCGAGUUCCACCACAUCAAGCUGCUGCUGCGCAAACACAACAGAGGUUAUGGGUCUAAUAUCCUGGACAACCUGUUGUCUCGAAUGGAGCAGUACGCCAAUAACCUGGAAGAACUGGUGGAGGAAAGGACACAGGCUUACCAUGAAGAGAAACGCAAGGCCGAGGCACUGCUCUACCAGAUACUUCCACACUCUGUAGCGGAGCAGUUGAAGAGAGGGGAGACGGUGCAGGCUGAGGCCUUUGACUCAGUCACCAUCUACUUCAGUGACAUCGUGGGCUUCACCGCCAUCUCAGCAGAGAGCACGCCCAUGCAGGUGGUGACCCUAUUGAAUGACCUCUACACGUGUUUCGAUGCCAUCAUCGACAAUUUCGAUGUUUACAAGGUGGAAACGAUAGGUGAUGCGUACAUGGUGGUGUCUGGGCUGCCGGUGAGGAACGGCAAGCUGCACGGCCGAGAGAUCGCCCGUAUGUCCCUGGCCCUCCUGGAGGCCGUACACUCCUUCAGGAUCCGCCACCGACCUGCUCAGCAGCUCCGUCUGCGCAGUGGCAUCCACAGUGGCCCUGUAUGUGCUGGCGUCGUAGGACUGAAGAUGCCUCGGUUCUGUUUGUUUGGAGAUACAGUCAACACAGCCUCUCGCAUGGAGUCCAAUGGGGAGGCCCUGAAGAUCCACGUGUCGGAGGCCACGCGCUCGGUGCUGGACGACUUCAACUGUUUCCAGCUGGAGCUGAGAGGAGACGUGGAGAUGAAGGGCAAAGGGAGGAUGAAGACCUACUGGCUACUGGGGGAGAGCAUCAACAACAUGGCUUAGUAGAGCGAGAGAGAGAGAGAAUUAGACAUAGACAGUAUUGGAAAGAUGCCGUAGAAAAGAGAGGUAAAGGCAAGGGAGGACUGAGGUAAAAGGAACAGACAUGCAUACAGAUACACAUAGGAAUGGGGUGAAAUAGAAAUAAGCCACAAACAAAUACUCCUGACAACCCCCUCCAGAAUGAUAUUCUCAUCGACUCAGUCUCACUGCUCUUCAAGGGCAUUCCUUGGCUCCUUUAGGUGGAAACGCUCUCUCUAGAUUGACCUACUAUGGUGCAUAAGCUAUCAACGUUGACCUUCCAUGGACAGCUUUCGACUUGUACCUCUCCAACCAAAGGAAAGCUAUCACUGUUACACCGCCGUGUGCCGAAUGGUGAGGCCCCACCUCCUCCGAUUGGCAAGGACGAUGGGCAUUUGCGAACAUCUCCACCCAGUGUUCAAGAGUUGUAACUGUCGCUUUCAAGAACGAACAUUUUGGGACAAUCUUUGGUGGACCUGUUGUUUAUCGUGACGAGAGUAGUCCAAUGUGUUAUUUUGUGGUUAUUUCACUUUGUGACUGACUUGGUGUUCUCUAACAUUUAGAAGCCUUAGUGUUAUGUGAAGCCUUCACAGGCUUUAUUCUAUUUGUUUCACGGUGGUGUUUGUUCUGUGUCACAAUAUCAGUUUGUUCUAUAUCUAUAUAAUUGAACAUGAAUCAAGUGGAGACCAGAGGGGUAUACUACGAAUGUAGCUAGAUGUACUCAGGCUUUUCUGAAAUGACCUAACUUCAUGAACUGUGCGUUCAUGUCGCACAUGGCUAGUCGAACUCCAAACUCAUUCAUUGAGACAAUGCUGAAACAUCAAUCCGUGGGCGAGUCAGUGCCACAUUUACAUUUUUGCCAAAAUCAAUUUACCUGCAAAUUCAGCAGGCUAUGGUGUGAAAUGGGCAACUAGAUGUUUUUUUUAUAUUUUUUACACAUAUUGUGUUUGUUUGUUUGUUUGUUGUGCUUAUCAAUGCACAAGUCCCAUGAUUCCCCACUCCUAACGAUACAAAAAUAGUAUUCAGUCAUACGAAAGUUUUACUGCGCGUGAAGUUUCAAAUGUGUUAUUACUAUUACUAUUACUAUUUUUAACACAAGAAUUUGAUGGGUCCUUCGGCUCAAACACUUCAUUCAAUAGAAGUGGGACAAGCCCCGAGUUAGCCUGCCCGGGAGCAGGCUACUUCUGAAGGAUUCGUUGCCAUAGAUAUGUUACUGGCUAGAGCCAUAUUCGUGUCACCACUUAUCCCGAGUUGACCAAAGUUACCUCAACUCCUCAAACCUGAUUCAUAGUGUAAGGCUCAGUUACCCAUAAUAAUACCAGUCCACAAUGUGUGCUCUACAGCCUGCUUGGCUAUGUGCUUUAGGAGGAAGUAGUGGAGGUAAUCACCACCAUGCCAAUAGUGUUCUUAUUGACAUUGGUGAAAUGUCUCAAAUGGACACUUAUGGCUGUUAAGUUGUGAAUUAGCAUUCAACAGGACAUAUGUAUUCAACAGGACUGUUCAAAAUCUUUUUGGUCAUAAAAAAACAAUUCAUUGCUUUAGUCUGCUCAAGAUAUACUGCGAUGACAAGGAAGAAUGGAGAGUUAGAUUUGGCCAUAAAUGACAACUUCUGGGUGAAUUAAUAUUGUCGCAACCUGUUCUCAGAGUAUUUCGAUUUAUACUAUAUGUAAAUCCAAGACACUCCAUUUAGUAUGAUAUGUUACAUAAGACAGAUGGUCACUUAUAGACAGAUGGUCACUUAUAGACAGAUGGUUAAUUAUAACCAGCUAACCCUCUCACAUUAGGUUCUUAUAUUCCAGACUCAUUUUGAGUUUCAUAUUUUCUAAUGAUCCUUUUUCCUUUACUUACAAGAUGAUGUCAAAAUACCUUAUAUUUCACACACAAGGUUACAAAAGAAUGAGGAUGUCUAGCUCUUCAACUUCGCUUACUGUUACUGAGGGGAAAAGUGAAUAUUUUCAGAAUGGGAGUCCUACUAAAUGACAUACACAGUACAUUGAAAAAUAUAUACACUGAACAAAAAAAUAAACGCAACAUGUAUAGUGUUGGUACCACGUUUCAUGAGCUAAAAUAAAAGAUCACCGACUUUUUCCAUACACACAAACAUUAUUUCUCUCAUAUUUUGUGCACACAUUUCUUUACAUCCCUGUUGGUGAGCAUUUCUCCUUUACCAAGAUAAUCUACCCACCUGACAGGUGUGGCCUGUCAUGAAGCUGAUUAAACAACAUGAUCAUUAGAGUUGCACCUUGUGCUGGGGACAAUAAAAGGCCACUCUAAAAUGUGCAGUUUCGUCACACAAUGCCACAGAUGAUUAAAGUUUUGAGGGAGCAAGCAAUUGGCAUGCUGACUGCAGGAAUUUCCACCAGAGCUGUUGCCAGAGAAUUGAAUGUUAAUUUCUCUACCAUAAGCCACCUCCAAAAUCAUUUUAGAGAAUUUGGCAGCAUGUCCAACCGGCCUCACAACAGCAGACCAUGUGUGUGUCAUGUGGGCGAGCGGUUUGCUGUUGUCAACAUGUGAACAGAGUGCCCCAUGGUGGCAGUGGAGUUAUGGUAUGGGCAGGCAUAAGCUAUGGACAACGAAAACAAUUGCAUUUUAUCGAUGUCAAUUUGAAUGCACAGAGAUACCGUGCCAAGAUCGUGAGGCCCAUUGGCGUGCCAUUCAUUUGCCGCCAUCAUCUCAUGUUUCAGCAUGAUAAUGCACGGCCCCAUGUCGCAAAGAUCUGUACACAAUUCCUGGAAGCUGAAAAUGUCUCCGUUCUUCCAUUGCCUUCAUUCUCACCAAACAUGUCACCCAUUGUGCAUCGACGUUUUCGACAGCAUGUUCCAGUACUCGCCAAUAUCCAGCAACUUCGCACAGCCAUUGAAGAGGAGUGGGACAACAUUCCACAGGCCACAAUCAACAACCUGAUCAACUCUAUGCGAAGGAGAUGUGUCGUGCUGCAUGAGGCAAAUGGUCACAAUAGAUACUGACUGGUUUUCUGAUCCACGCCCCUACCUUUUUUUGAAGGUAUCUGGGACCAACAGAUGAAUAUCUGUAUUCCCAGUCAUGUGAAAUCCAUAGAUUAGGGUCUAACAAAUUUAUUUUAAUUUACUGAUUUCCUUAAAUGAACUGUAACUCGGUAAAAUCUUUGAAAUUCUUGCAUGUUGCGUUGAUAUUUUUGUUCAGUAUAUUUAAAAAAUCUCAAAGUUGACUCUCUGAGGAUACUUCUUUGGCUUGUGAUUUGCAAACAUGUUACAACAAACUGUACUCUUUGUCCUUUUGUUCUCUGGUAUUUUUGGGUGGUUCUGCUCAGUUGAAAGGGAACAACUGCACCACCUAUCUUAUAAGUGGAGCAUCACUGAUAGGCAGUAGGCACCCAUUUGCCAACCAGCGCUAUGGACCAUGUGAAUGUGCUCUCAGUUGAACGCCCCUAAACCUUAAUCUUAUCAGUGAGAUUUUCCCCUUUCCAACUUAAGUCUAAAUGUUUGAUCAUUUAUCACCUAAAGCCAAAGCCAAUACUCCUGAGAUGAUCAGGAUUAGUAAUGAGACGUGGUAAAUGAUAACAGGUCUGUGUAACGUCAGGGAGACAAGUUAUUGAUCAGCAGUAACUCACCCAAUGUCAGGCUUAAUCUGACAGGUAACCCAGCGUGCAAAACUGGUUUCAAUGAUGUCAGUAUAAUCUAUUUUAUGAGGUCAUGGUCAGGUUGCAUACUGGCUAUUUUUAGCAACCAGAAAAUCAUGUCUUUGUCUAGUUUUAAUCUGACCAGAUAACAUCCAAAAUAUGUCUUUCCCAUUGUUUUCUUGUCGUGAAAAAUGUCUUUACCAGGUUGUAACAGAGACCAGUUGGUUGUAAUGUUAUUUUUUCUGAAUCAGAUCAGAAAUGUACAUCAUUAAGACGAUUCCAAGUCAGGUCCGUCUGCAUACGGUAUAUGUCCAAUAUGAAUGUACUCCCAUGGGUUCUGUAAAUCGGUCUCUAAUGCAGUAAAAUGUAUUGUGUUGUUUUGGUUGCUUUGUACUUUAGAGGAGCGGGUUGGUCUUUGUGUGUUACCAUGUAUUGUUUGGUGUGCUUUAAAAUAUGACAUUGACAUUGUUUUUGGGGCGAGAAAGAAAUGUUCAGUUACAUUGCCUGUCUUGUUUCUAGUCAGUUGAAUGUCUUUAUAAAAGCAGUUGAGAACCAAAA